Molecule: messenger RNA, 846 nt
Organism: Oikopleura dioica
Lineage: Eukaryota; Metazoa; Chordata; Appendicularia; Copelata; Oikopleuridae
Source: the annotation of a GenBank genome assembly
AUGGCCAAGGACGAAAUCUGCUUUGAAGCGCCGGAGAUAAAUAUGGCCUCCGACAUCGUCCUCGAUGCGCGAGUGUCAGUCGUCACGGUGACCAAGCUCGUGGACGUCCGAGUCAAGGGCGAUUGCGUCUGCCCCGAUGGCCGCGGCUCCCCCAUCGAAGUUGGCCGAAGACGAUCUCCCUCUCCAGUCGUCUUCCGAAAGCGAACUCCAUCGCCAGUCGUUGUCCGAAAGCGAACUCCCUCUCCUCCGGUUGUUCGACGACGAUCCCCAUCUCCAGUUGUUUUCCGACAGCGAACACCUUCUCCAGUCGUCAAACGAGUCGAGAAAUCAUCAUCAUCUUCCUCGUCAUCCUCCGAAUCUGAAGCUACUCCAAAACAGGCUUCUCCGAAACAGGCUUCUCCCGUUAGCCGAGCCAAUCUCUCGAUCGCCGCUGCUCCACCAAAAGCACCCGAUGUGACUGAUACCGAGCUGGAAGCAAGCUACUCUGAAAGCCAGUUCCCCAAGCGAAUCCGAGUCACUGGCAAACUCAAGUCUGAGUGGAAAUCUGAAAACCUCACUGGAGCCUACCAGCUCGAAAAAUUCGAUCAAUUCGGCCGACCAAUCUACGUCCGAGAAGACAACACUUCUUCCGAGACCGAUGUUCUUCUUUUCCACAGCCAGGAUGGCAAGAAGCAGUGGAAACUCGGACCAGCCAUCGACUCCAAGAAGUGCUGGGCUUUCGUCGUCUCAAAGGUUUCGAACCCAAUCGACAUCGACGGCGACAUCCGCCGAAAGGGCCGAAACUGGCACGAACUUCUCAACAAGAAGUGGAUCCCAGCCAAGAACCUCUCCAUCUCCUCCGCUUAA